Molecule: messenger RNA, 3397 nt
Organism: Amphiprion ocellaris (clown anemonefish)
Lineage: Eukaryota; Metazoa; Chordata; Actinopteri; Pomacentridae
Gene: pxdc1b
Product: PX domain containing 1b
Exons: 6
Coding region: 70-882 (270 amino acids)
Molecular function (GO): phosphatidylinositol binding
Source: RefSeq, a predicted model, not a curated record
GAGGAAGGAGAGGGGAGGAAACUGUGCUGGGAGAACAAGCAACUGCUGAUCCAGACAGUGUGAAGUUAAAUGAUUUUGGAAACCAGCAGCAAGAGGGAGGGAGCAGGAUUGUACUUUAAGAGAUCUCUACUCCCAGUCCUGCUGCCCUCCCCAGCAUGCCUGGCUGACGCCUUGACAGGAAUGGCAUCGGCUGUGUUUGAAGGGACGUCGCUGGUCAACAUGUUUGUUCGGGACUGCUGGGUGAACGGGAUCCGGAGGCUCAUCAUCAGCCAGCGCGGGGAGGAAGAGGAGUUCUUCGAGAUCAGGACUGAGUGGUCCGACAGGAACAUUUUAUACUUGCAUCGGAGUUAUUCGGACCUGGGGAGGCUGUUUAAAAGACUGCUGGAGUCCUUUCCUGAGGACAGAAGAGACCUCUCCAAGUCUCCAAUGAUAGAAGGACUGGUAAAAAUCAAAGAGGCAAGCGACAUAGAAGAGAAGCUGAACGAGGUGGAAAGACUACUGAAGAAUGCCAUCAACAUGCCAUGCAAGUAUUCCAGGUCAGAGGUGAUGUUGACCUUCUUUGAGCGAUCACCGCUGGACCAGGUGUUGAGAAAUGACAAAGUCCACAGAAUCCAGCCGUGCUUUCAGAGCCCAAUCAAGAUAUCAGAGAUCAUGCGGUCCAAUGGAUUCUGCCUGGCCAACACAGAAACCAUCGUAUUUGAUCACAGUAUCCCUGAAGAGAAAGAGAGACCGUCAUCCACCGACUCUGUAGAACAUACGUAUGAGGAUGGAACAGAGUUUUUGCCAAUGGAAGCAGAUGUGUGCGACGAGGAAACAGAAGCGUAUGUCACCAACCUGUCCUACUACCAUCUGGUCCCAUUUGAAACUGACAUCCUGGAGUGAGGAUGUAUCUAGCAGAUGCCUGUCGAUGGAAAUCUCUGAGAAAUAUAUACUCUUAAGUGGAACCAAACUAUGCAAUGCUGCACAAAGCUGCUCCGAUUCAAUGCUGCUCUACAGUCAGUGUAGAAUAUCCACCGAAACAUUACAAGAAGCCACAACAGCAGCAACACUUUGUUUUCAUCCGCUUUAUGCGAUGUCACCAGUGUGCCUCAUCCUUUUUUUGUUCUGAGACUGACUGUGAAAGACUUUCAGGUGAUGGAACACGACCUGUGGGAGCCACAUAGAAGUCCUCAGCAACGUUCUGAAACAUGCUGCUUGGCCACUUUAGAAGAGCGUCUGUGGUUUGUUGUAUGACUGCGAUCGGUGGCGUGAGAACCACACCUGAGCUGACUUUUGGAAGCAAAUGUAACUUAUUGGACCAUUUAUUCUUAAUGAAUUGACCAGCACUCUUUCUUUUUGACUGAGUUGGUUUGUCGUUCUCAUCUAUUCACUCAUGAUGGCGUCGGCCUGAUUCGUUAAGACAGAAAGCCGUCAUGAAGUUUUGUGUAUUUUCCUUGUUUAUGGUGCAGUUAUCACCAGCAUUUAGCAUUUUAUUUGUUUGUGUACCAGCUUAAAACUCAUAGGUUAAGUCCUGUUUUGAUGCUAUGAUAUGCAGUGACAUGACUGUACUCUAAGAGCCAAGUGAAACUAGACUGCAUGGAUUUGAGAUAUUUGUUGACCGCUAAGGAUAGAAGACUAGAAACAGAUAUUUCUAUAGGCUGGUGCAAUGAGCAAGAAUUAUAAAACUAAAACAAGCUGCAGUUUGUUAGCAUAAGCUGGAAAAUGAUUCUUCAGGGUGCUUUUGUUUCACUUGGUUCUCAGACUACUGUUAAAUUGAAGAAUGCAAAAAGAAAUUAAAAGUGUAAUCAUCAUGUUGUCGUAACGCUCUCUUUCCAAAGUGAGAACUUAUUGCUGCCUAUUUGGAUUUUUUUUUCUUUUUUCAUGAUGUUUUGCCUGAAUAAUACAUUAGAAUGUAAUCAUGUCAGACAUGUGGCUUGUUAUGCUGCUCAUUUUAAAUUCAUAAACAAAUAAUUGGAUUUAUGGGCUCAGAGACCGAGUGUUGCCGUUACAUGGAAAACUGCAUCAACUCACUGCUGUUGUUGCCAUCUGACGAUAAAUUGGGGCAAAGGAAGCUUUGUUUACUGGGUCAAUUGAGGUCAUUUCUGUCCCGUUCUGUAAGAUGACAUGAGUGGGCUCAGGCAGACAGCUGACUACAGUCUCAGUGAAUGUGGGAGUCUGCAGCUCGGCCUGUGAUGGUGAAACAAGACCUCCCUUUAUCUAAGGAAGACAAACGACAUUGCUGUACAAAAACUUUCUAUAGAAAAAGUUGCAUGAAAAUGGCAAACACUUGAUUAAAAUUCAUGCCUUUGUAUGUUUUAUAGGUCCUUCCAUCAUGCGGAGGACACUUUUAUUCCUCAAACCGAGACCGUGAAACUCGGUGGAGCAUUGCGUAUGUUUUGAAUGUGACUGAAAAGACUAAAAAUGUAUAUUUGUGUAGGCUUAGCUGCCAUUGUUUUGACAAGUUUUGUCACCGCGGGAGCCACUGUGGCCUUUGAAUGUAGGCUAACAGCUUGUGUCCAGGUUUCUGCCCUUCUAAAUACAAAGGCAUUCAACUCUCACAAACUUGGCACUGGAGCCUUCAGCAGAACGACCCUCCACAUGAGUCCGUUUAGUAACACAGUCAUGAUCACGAUUCACCCCGUGAGAAAGUACGGUUCUUUCACAGGGGACAAAACUAUUUCAUGCUUUUAUCUAGUAGGUUUUUGCCUUUCUUUUCUCCAAGAAUGCCAUGCAGGAUGUAAAUGAUUCUGUUGAAAACCCCUCUUUCAUAGAAAACAACAUACUUAUAGGCAAGAAUGAAUGAUUCACUAAGAAGAAAAUGCAAAUGUUUGACAGUGCAGACAGACCAUAUGAGUUCAUAUUUAAAAAUUAAACAUCCAGAAAGACCUGUGCGUACUUUAAGACUUUAAGACUCUUUUGUAAGCUUAUUUCAGUCACUGCAAUAUGUAAAUUCGUUCAUGUUUUCUCUGAAGCUAUGACUGAACUGCGGUACUGAACCAACUCAAUGCAUUGAGGGGAGUGAGUAACAAAAUGCUGGUACUUCAGUGUUUCAGUGAAAUUUCCAAACAUGUCAUUUUGUCCACUGUGCCAGCUGAAGUUUGUUAAAGAGCUAAAUGAGGACAGCAUGACAGAUCAUAUGAAAAUAAAAUUACACAAAAGAUUUAAUUUAUUUUGUCCAACUUCAGCCAGCUAGCCAUCCUAUGCCUUGUUGUGUGUUGUAUGUUUAUAUGUCAAAUGUGAGACGAGUCUUUGGUGUGCAAAUAUGUCAAAAUGAAGUUAAUCUUAAUUAUAGACUUUGGAAGGUGACGUGUAUGUGUUAACAUGUUUGAUAUUGUUAAAGCUAUUCAGAGAGUAUUAGAUACAAAUUAUUCCUCUAAAAGCUUCUCAGAACAAAUAAAUAUGUUUUCAAUAAAACAAA